This is a messenger RNA of Hibiscus syriacus, 2970 nucleotides long. Its product is annotated as TSL-kinase interacting protein 1-like. Gene Ontology annotation, cellular component: nucleus. NCBI's taxonomy places the organism in Eukaryota, Viridiplantae, Streptophyta, Magnoliopsida, Malvales, Malvaceae. The coding region runs from base 231 to 2699 and encodes 822 amino acids. Gene Ontology annotation, molecular function: chromatin binding. Gene Ontology annotation, biological process: pattern specification process. The record is from RefSeq and is a predicted model, not a curated record. The transcript has 13 exons.
UCAAAUUACUACCAAAUAAACUUCUUUUUCUUCAAAGUAAAAAAAUUCAAAAACGAAGACUUUAAAAAAAUAAAGAAAAAAUCGUUUCCACCGUAGACGUCUGCCGGGCGAUUCUUCCGGUGUUAAUAGCUUUUCUUCUUUGUUCAAAAUCUGAGCUUUCCUUCCAUUUCUCCAUAUAUCUUUUUACUAUUUCAGAGCUUCUUGAUUUUAUAGGCAUUAGUUUUCAUGUGAUGCCGUCAACUUGCAAACCGUCACUGGUCUCCUUACCCUCGGAGGCACAACAUAGUCAAGAAAAUGUUCCUAUUCAAAUUGGAGAUCAUGAUGUAUCUCCAUCCACUUCAAACAGUACUGUGCCAGAGCAACGUGCUAAAAAGCCAACUCGGCAGUGGGCUGCUUGGACACGUCAAGAGGAAGAGAGUUUCUUCACUGCAUUACGACAAGUUGGGAAGAAUUUUGAGAAGAUCACAUGUCGUGUUCAAAGUAAAAACAAAGAUCAGGUCAGGCAUUAUUACUAUCGUCUUGUGCGGCGCAUGAACAAACUUUUGGGUCCGCGGUUACGUUUAGAUGCCAAAAACUCUAAAGAUACUAAUGCAGCAAUGCUUCGUUGGUGGUCUCUACUGGAAAAGUAUAGCUGCAGAGCUUCUAAGCUUCAUCUAAAACCACGAAGAUUUAAAAAUUUUGUUGAAUCUUUGGAGCAUCAACUCUUGAAAGACCAGAAGAAGACUGCAAGAAAACGACCUUGUCAAGGGAAGAAUAAUUCACCUACAUCUCCAAACAAUGUAUCAAAUCAGAGUAGGGCUUCGGGACAUGAUGCUCAUACAGUCAAACUGUUUCUUGUAGAAAGUCAAAACAUUCAUAAAUUAGGACCUGGGAAAGGGUCAUUUAAGCGUAAUAACAAUGUAGGUGUCGGUCGUAACAACAGUAAAGGAGAGUCAAAUACCAUGAAACCGGCAAGACAACGGCGGAAACCAGGUGCCUCAUCAUCUGCAUAUAAAAAAUGGGAAAAGGCUGCAAUUGCUGGAGUGUCUUUGGUUGCUGAUGCUGCUGAGCAUUUGGAGAGAACGAUUAAUGAUAAAGAAGAUGAGCAGGAACAGAACGAUAGUGCUGGUCCAGGGCAUAAUAUUCUUGAUCCAGUUGAAAAUAAUGAGCCUCCUUUGCCUUCUUUCCCUCAAAAUCCUUUCACAGAGAACAAUAUACAUGCUCCUGGGAAACUUAAGCUCCAACUCUUUCCAAUUGAUGACAGUACUAGAAGAGCCUUGGAAAUGGAUAAACACAAUCCACAUUUGGAGCUCACUCUUAGUACACAAAAGAAGAUAUCAUCAGUAUUAGAGCAUUUGAAUAGAAAAUGGGGGAACUCAAGCAUAGCAUCAGGAGAGCUUAUGCUUUUCCCUUAUGGUGUUCAAAGAGAAAACCUUAGGGGUCAUCAGAGAUGGACUCAAGCAACCAUUGUCAGUGCAGCAGAUGUAUUUGCAAUGGUUGGAAGUCCCCAAGUAUUUCGCCUAAGGUAUGGUUGGCUUGCUGAUACUGAAAUUGCAUCUUUGUCGGGGCAAGCACCUCUUUCCUCGUCCUACAUUCCAAGUUUGCAUGAUAUGAACCUAGAAAGUAGGAAUGGCCAAAUUGGGGAAGAAGUACAAGCUGUCUCAUCUGAUGGUGAUCAGUGUUGGAAACUUGAUGAUUGUUGCAAGAAUCAGUCAAUGUUACAGAAAAAAAAUCAAGUCCUUGAAACUUCGUUGGAUGAUUUUCACGAUGAGAUUAAUGCAUACAUUAACACUAGUUCUAAAGAUAAUCUCAGGGAUGCCCAUGUUCCUGCAAGAAAUGCAUCAUCAGAUAGAAGUGAGGCUUGCAAUGUUUCUAUCAUGAGACGGUCGGAGGAUAUGGAUGAUCAGAGAUUGAACAAUAGCACCGCUGCAUUAUCUGCUGGAGAAUGGGCUGACAGUCUGACAAACAUAAGUGUCGGAGAUCUUCUUGCAGAAGUGCCUCACGACUUCGACAAUAACUGUGUCGACCACCCUGUUCCAGAAAGCUCACUAUGUCUUCAGCAGAUUCCAUUCAGCUGCGACUCUUUUGAUGCAGCCAUUGCUGCUCAUAUUUCUAAGCAUCAAAACAAGAUGGAGGUUCCAUCAUUGGCAUCCCGUGCAUCUUCCAUCUGGGACGCUGAAGAAACAUGCGACGCCUUCUUAUUUUCGAAGAAUCCUAAUCCUUUUACCGACAUUGCUAGAUUAUCUGAUUCCGCUUCCCCAUCAGCUUGCGAACAGAUUGCAAGAUCUGACACACUUACUGAGGUAUAUUUGCUUCCAAUCACACAAUUUGAUAAGCCUGGUAAAAUGUUUAUUCCGCUUUUCAUGCAGUCACCUGAUCGGGAGGAGACGGUGGAAGAUAUUGCUUGUGAAGACCUUGUGGACAAGUGCCCAUCUGAUCCCGACAACAUGGAUACUACAGAAAAGGAUUUCAAUGGGCUGAGUGACAUUUAUUGGCCCGACUCUUUAGGACCACUAGAACUCGAUGCACCAUCUCGGAAGUAUCAUAGUGAAGAAUUGAUAUUAGGUGAUAGCCUUGGAAUUUUGAACCGUUUAAUAGCCAGCAGUCUGGAUGCAUUUCAAAAUUGCUCAUUCUUCGGGUUGGACAAGAAAGAAUCAACGUCAACAGUCGAAGUUCGGGACACUGCAUCCCCGGCUUUCAAAAUUGGCAGCGAGGGUUGAAAAUCUUCAUCGAGUUCUAUAUGGGAUGGCACUAAUCUAGAAUAACGGAUUUUGUUGUCGGAAAACCUUCGAAUACCGUGACUAAUUACAAGUUUGGCUGACCCGAAAGGCGGACAGGUCAAGUGGAGUUUAUUAUAGGAUUUCCAACUGACCCUAGGAGUGAGCAUCGUCGACUUGUACAAAAAACUGAAGCAUUUCACUUUGUUUAUAGACAAGGGUGAGCCGUUCGUUCUGAUUGUAACAAUUUGCACUAUCUUCAAUAGAUAUGAUG